ACUUGCUCCCUGCUUCAAUAUCUCGCAAUCCACUUGCUUCAAACAAUGUCUCCAGCCAAUUCUUGUGCACUGCUCCUCCUCUUCUUUCUUACUCUCUCCCUCCACAUUAACUUUUCCACCUCUGACAAUUCCAAUAUUGGUGUAAGCCGCAGGACAGUGGCUGCGGCUGCGGCUGCGGCCGCUGACACUGUCCCUUUACAAAAGGAAGUUGCCACCUUCCUCCCUAGCGAUAUUUCUCCACCUACUGAGAAGUAUUGGUUCUCAAGGUUGCCUAACACUCCAUUGCCAAAAGCCCUAGGAUAUCUUCCACAACCUAGUCAUUAUCCUUCAAUCUCCACAGAAUUCGCUAAUGAAAUCGUAAGUGUUGCAGCUUCUCAAAGAACCUAUAAACAAGGAUAUAGAUCUGUCAAGCAUAAAACAGCCAUAAAGUCUGCCCUCCCCGACUCAACGAUAUUCUACCUGUACAACGAUCUCCAACCAGGUAAAAGGAUGAGAAUUCAUUUUACAAAUAGUGGGACCAAGGUUAGUUUCCUGCCUCGUCAGGUUGCAGAGUCUAUACCAUUUUCGAGUGACAAAGUACCAGAGAUUUUGAACUACUUUGCACUACAAGUCAACUCAAAAGAGGCUCAGGUUAUGAGAGAUGAAAUAGGAGGAUGUGAGGAGCCAAACAUGGAAGGAGAAGAAAAAUUCUGUGCUACAUCUCUGGAGUCAUUAAUUGAUUUUAGUGUUGAAAGGCUUGGCCUAAAUGUUCGCGUACUCUCAAGGUAUCAUUUUGAUACAGUGCUGCUAGCUCUUCCUCCAUUGCUGCUUUCCAACCAGGAUUUGGAAGCUCCAGUGUUCGUUGUCCAUUCGGUGUCAGCAAUGGUGGUGUCCAAAUAUUUAUCCCUCUCUGCUGGUGUUAUGCGACGCUCACCAGGUGGUGGAGGUCUACGUUGUGAGUUUGAUGAAGAGGAUCGUCCCUUCACUGUUGAGCUUGGAAUCCACGACCAUUAG
Messenger RNA from Populus euphratica (Euphrates poplar), 993 nucleotides. RefSeq lists its product as uncharacterized. The record is from RefSeq and is a predicted model, not a curated record. The transcript is spliced from 4 exons. Lineage: Eukaryota; Viridiplantae; Streptophyta; Magnoliopsida; Malpighiales; Salicaceae. Bases 46 to 993 code for a protein of 315 amino acids.